Messenger RNA from Schizosaccharomyces japonicus yFS275, 789 nucleotides. RefSeq names its product 60S ribosomal protein L15. Gene Ontology annotation, molecular function: structural constituent of ribosome. The coding region runs from base 95 to 700 and encodes 201 amino acids. The record is from RefSeq and is a predicted model, not a curated record. Gene Ontology annotation, biological process: translation. The transcript has a single exon. Gene Ontology annotation, cellular component: ribosome. Lineage: Eukaryota; Fungi; Ascomycota; Schizosaccharomycetes; Schizosaccharomycetales; Schizosaccharomycetaceae.
AGUCACGGCACACAGUACGCACCUGACACAACACCAGGGCGCCUGUCGUUUGCACACACUUGCCUUCCUAACCAGACGAACCAGAGCGUAAAAAAUGGGUGCUUACAAAUAUUUGGAAGAGCUCGCUAAGAAGAAGCAGUCCGAUGUCAACUUGUUCUUGUCUCGUGUGCGUGCCUGGGAGUACCGCCAGCUGAACGUUAUUCACCGUGCCAGCAAGCCCUCCCGCCCUGACAAGGCUCGUCGUUUGGGUUACAAGGCCAAGCAAGGUUACGUUAUUUACCGCAUCCGUGUUCGUCGUGGUGGUCGUAAGCGCCCUGUCCCCAAGGGUCAAACUAUGGGCAAGCCCGUCAACCAAGGUGUCAGCGAGCUCAAGUACCAACGCUCCCUCCGCUGCACUGCUGAGGAGCGUGUUGGUCGUCACUGUGCCAACCUCCGUGUCUUGAACUCCUACUGGGUCAACCAAGACGCUACCUACAAGUUCUACGAGGUCAUUCUUGUCGAUCCCAACCACAAGGCCGUCCGUCGUGAUCCUCGCAUCAACUGGAUCUGCAACGCCGUUCACAAGCACCGUGAGGCCCGUGGUCUUACCUCCAUUGGCAAGAAGUCCCGUGGUAUUGGCAAGGGUCACCGUCACAACCACAACCCUCAACACCGUACCUGGUUGCGUCACAACACCCUUUCUCUUCGUCGUUACCGUUAGAUAGGUUAAUGCAAUGGCAGGGCUCUGUCAGAGAUCGACGGAUGUUAAAUAAAGUGGAGCGGGGCCGUUCUGUAGCGAGAAGUGCGCGG